AUGUAUCUGUCAGCUGUUGCCUUUCUCUUCACUGCCUCUGCCCUCCUGGCAUCUGCGGCACCCACUCCUACAGAGAAUCUCCAGCCUCGCGCCUGCACCACCAUCUACCCCGACAUCGCUCGGGUUGAAGAGGCUCGGCCAGUGGAAUCCUACCUCCCCGGCUUCAUCGCCUCCCAGAGCGAAGGCAACACGAACAAUAAAGAUGCCUUCGCCGAAUUCACUGUCCCGGACGGCCAUUGGGGGUGCACUCUCCAAGCAUAUUGGCCUCAGAACUACCCCAUUCAACGGACCGGCAACGAUCUGGUCUACGUCUACUCCGUUCAGGCGCCCUUGAGCCGCAGCCCCAGGGGCAUCGAUAUUUCGUGGGCGUACAGCCCUGUGCCAGGAGCUCAUAUUGGGACAGUUCGGUUUCAAAGCGCAUCGUGGGGACCGAGCACGCAAUGGAUCAAUAGCGUCACUUGUGCUCCAAAGCUGGCAUUCCGGUUUGCCAUUGGGGAGACGGGGGCUGGAAGCAUUGAGUUUAAUCAACAAGCUGGGGUUGCUGGCCUGAGGCUGACUUAUGACUGUUAA
Molecule: messenger RNA, 570 nt
Organism: Eremomyces bilateralis CBS 781.70
Lineage: Eukaryota; Fungi; Ascomycota; Dothideomycetes; Eremomycetales; Eremomycetaceae
Exons: 1
Coding region: 1-570 (189 amino acids)
Source: RefSeq, a predicted model, not a curated record